This is a messenger RNA of Oreochromis aureus, 7040 nucleotides long. RefSeq names its product myosin-7-like. NCBI's taxonomy places the organism in Eukaryota, Metazoa, Chordata, Actinopteri, Cichliformes, Cichlidae. Gene Ontology annotation, molecular function: protein binding; cytoskeletal motor activity; ATP binding. The transcript is spliced from 44 exons. The record is from RefSeq and is a predicted model, not a curated record. Gene Ontology annotation, cellular component: myosin complex. Bases 40 to 5613 code for a protein of 1857 amino acids.
AAAGACGGACGGGUUAUAAAAGAAGACGACCUCCAGCCAAUGAACCCUCCUAAGUUUGACAUGAUAGAGGACAUGGCCAUGUUGACACACCUGAACGAAGCAUCUGUCCUCUUCAACCUGAGGAGGAGAUACAGCAUGUGGAUGAUCUAUACCUACUCUGGUCUGUUCUGUGUCACAGUCAAUCCAUACAAAUGGCUGCCGGUCUACACUCCUGAGGUGGUGACAGCCUACAAAGGGAGGCGCCGUGCAGAUAUGCCGCCCCACAUCUACGCCAUCGCUGACAAUGCUUACACUGACCUGCUUCAGAAUCGUGAGAACCAGUCAAUGCUCAUCACCGGUGAGUCAGGUGCCGGGAAAACAGUCAACACCAAGAGGGUGAUACAGUACUUCGCCAUCGUCGCUGCUUUAGGAGAAAAUGUGAAAAAAGGAGGAUCUUUAGAGGAUCAGAUUAUUGAAGCUAAUCCAGCCAUGGAAGCAUUUGGGAAUGCCAAAACCAUCCGCAAUGACAACUCCUCCCGCUUUGGCAAGUUCAUCAGAAUUCACUUUGGCCCAACAGGGAAACUGGCGUCUGCUGACAUCGACAUCUACCUUUUAGAAAAGUCCAGAGUUGUUUUCCAGCAGCCCGGAGAGAGGAGCUACCACAUCUAUUACCAGAUUCUGUCCAAUCACAAGCCAGAAUUACAAGACAUGCUGCUGGUGACCACCAACCCCUACGACUACCACUUCUGCUCUCAGGGUGUGACCACAGUGGAGGGCAUCAGUGACGGAGAGGAACUGAGGCUCACCGAUCAUGCCAUGGACACGCUGGGCUUCACUCCAGAGGAGAAGUACGGCUGCUACAAAAUCGUUGGAGCCAUCAUGCACUUCGGUAACAUGAAGUUCAAGAAGAAACAGAGAGAAGAACAGGCUGAAGCGGAUGGCACAGAAAGUGCAGAUAAGGCAGCUUACCUGAUGGGCAUCAGCUCUGCUGACCUGCUGAAAGGCCUGCUGAAUCCCCGAGUGAAAGUGGGAAAUGAGCUUAUUGUUAAAGGACAGACUGUAGAACAGGUCAACUAUGCAGUGGCCGCCCUGGCCAAAGCCACCUAUGACCGCAUGUUUAAGUGGCUGGUGGGUCGUAUCAACUCGUCCUUAUACACUUCUUUGCCUCGUCAGUACUUCAUCGGUGUCCUGGACAUCGCCGGAUUUGAGAUUUUUGAGUUCAAUAACUUUGAGCAACUGUGCAUCAACUACACCAAUGAGAAGCUGCAGCAGUUCUUUAACCACCACAUGUUCAUCCUGGAGCAGGAAGAGUACAAGGCUGAAGGCAUCGAGUGGACCUUCAUAGACUUUGGUUUGGACUUACAGGCCUGCAUAGACCUCAUAGAGAAGCCAAUGGGUAUUCUGUCCAUCAUGGAGGAGGAAUGUAUGUUCCCCAAAGCCACGGACCACAGCUUUAAAACCAAACUUUACGACAACCAUCUAGGGAAGUCACCAAACUUCCAGCGGCCGCGUCUAGACAAGAAGCGCAAAUAUGAGACGCACUUUGAGUUGGUUCACUAUGCUGGAGUGGUGCCGUACAACAUCACAGGCUGGCUGGACAAGAACAGAGAUCCUCUGAAUGAGACGGUGGUGGCCCUCUUCCAGAAAUCCUCCAACAAACUGAUGGCUGGACUUUUUGAGAACUACGUCAGCUCGGAUAUGCCUAUUGAUCCGAAGGCUGAAACCAAACAGAGGAGGAAGAAAGCAGCUUCUUUCCAAACUGUCUCACAGUUGCACAAGGAAAAUCUUAAUAAGCUGAUGGCUAACCUUCGCAGCACUCAACCUCACUUUGUGCGCUGCAUAAUCCCCAAUGAGAGCAAGAAUCCAGGUGUGAUGGAUCCCUUCCUGGUCCUCCAUCAGCUGAGGUGUAACGGGGUCCUUGAGGGGAUCAGGAUUUGCAGGAAGGGCUUUCCGAACCGCAUCCUGUACGCUGAGUUCAGACAGCGUUAUCGUAUCUUGAACCCUUCUGCGAUUCCAGAGGACUCAUUUGUGGACAACAGGAAGGCUGUGGAGAAACUGCUGGGCUCUCUUGAAAUAGACCACAGCCAGUACAAGUUUGGACACACAAAGGUGUUCUUUAAGGCGGGUCUGUUGGGUCAGUUGGAGGACAUGAGGGACAACCGUCUGUCUCAGAUCCUCACCACCGUUCAGGCCAUAUGCAGAGGGAAGCUCAUGAGGAUGGAGCGACAGAAACUGAUGCUGCAAAGGGACGCUGCGAUGGUGAUCCAGUUUGCCAUCAGGGCAUUCUUCUCAGUGAGGACUUGGCCGUGGAUGAUGUUGUUCUAUAAGCUCCGUCCGCUGCUCAGGAGUGCCCAGGUAGAGAAGGAACUGGCCGCUCUGAACGAAGAGUUCAAGAAACUAAAAGAGGCCUACGGCAGGUCGGAGGUGAAGCGGAAGGAGGCGGAGGAGCGGCAGGUGGCUUUGGUUCAGGAGAAAAAUGACCUGGCUCUUCAGCUUCAAGCAGAGCAGGACAACCUGAUGGAUGCCGAGGACCGCUGCAACCAGCUGAUUCAGUCUAAAAUCUCUCUGGAGUCAAAGCUGAAGGAGAUGCAGGAGCGCCUGGAGGACGAGGAGGAGGUGAGCUCCACGCUGACGUCCAAGAAGCGUCAGCUGGAGGACGAGGUGUUAUCGCUGAAGAGAGACGUGGAUGACCUGGAGAUGACCCUGGCUAAAGUGGAGAAAGAGAGACAUGGGGUUGAGAACAAGGUGAAGAACCUAUCACAGGAGAUGUCUGUUCUAGAUGAAUCCAUCGCAUCUCUGAGCAGAGAGAAGGCUGCCCUGCUGGAAGCUCACCAGCAGGCAUUGAAUGACCUCCAGGCGCAGGAGGACAAAGUCAACAUGCUGGCCAAGGCCAAAGCUCGACUGGAGCAGCAAGUGGACAGUGUUGAGACUUCGCUGGAGCUGGAGAAGAAGGUGCGGACCGAUCUGGAACGAACCAAACGGAAAUUAGAGGGGGAUCUGAAGCUGUCCAUGGACUCAGUGCGGGACCUGGAAAACCAGAAGGAAGAGCUGGAAGAGAGACUGAGAAAGAAAGACUUUGAGUUGGUGCAGCUUCAGUCAAAAGUGGAGGAUGAGCAGAGUCUGGCUGCUCAGCUUCAUAAGAAGAUCAAAGAGCUUCAGACUCGUAUUGAGGAGCUGGAGGAGGCGCUGGAGGCGGAGCGGGCGUGGCGUUCCAAGGCGGAACGUCAGAGGAACGACAUUGCCAGAGAACUGGAGGAGCUGGGAGAGAAGCUGGAGGAGGCAGGAGGAGCCUCAGCAGCUCAGAUCGCCCUCAACAGGAAGCGAGAGGCAGAUUUCCUGAAGUUGCGGCGGGAGCUGGAGGAGGCGGGGCUUCACCAUGAGGCAACAGCAGCCACCCUGAGGAAGAAGCACUCGGACAUGGUGACGGAGCUCAGCGAGCAGAUAGAUGCUCUGCAGAGAGUCAAACAGAAGCUGGAGAAGGAGAAGGCGGAGUUCCGGCUGGAGGCUGAUGACCUGGCUGCCAGCGUGGAGCAGCUCUCCAGGUCCAAGGCUGCUGUGGAGAAGAUGUGCAGGGUUUAUGAGGACCAGCUGAAUGAAAGCAGGAGCAGAGCAGAUGAGCUGCAGAGACAACUGUCUGAAGUCAACGCUCAGAAAGCACGAGCAGUCACAGAAACCACCGAGUACAGACGUCGUCUGGAGGAGCGAGACGCUACGAUUGCUCAGCUCCAGCGCUUGAAGGUGGGCGUUUGCCAGAAUGUUGAGGAUAUGAAGAAACAGCUGGAGGAGGAGAGCAAAGCUCGCGUGGCGCUGGCUCAUGCGGUGCAGGCAUCCCGACACGACUGCAGCCUCCUCAGGGAACAGCUGGAGGAGGAGCAGGAAGCAAAGGCUGAACUGCAGAGGGCGCUGUCUACAGCCAACAGUCAGGGGGUUCAGUGGAAAGCAAAGUAUGAGACUGAUGCUGUGCUGAGGAUAGAGGAGCUGGAGGAAGCAAAGAAGAAACUGGUCGUGAGACUGCAGACUCUCGAAGAAGUUGCAGAGGCGUCUCAGGCCAAAUGCUCCUCACUGGAGAAAACUAAACAGCGUCUGCAGAUAGAGAUGGAAGACCUGAUGGUCCAACUGGAGCGCUCCAACGCUGCAGCUUUGGCUCUGGACAAGAGGCAACGCACCUUUGACAUGGUGCUCAGUGACUGGAAGCUGAAGUUUGACGAGUGUCAGAUGGAGCUGGAGGCCUCGCAGAAAGAGUCUCGCAGUCUGAGCACUGAGCUCUUCAAACUGAAGAACUGCUAUGAAGAAGCUCUGGACCAGCUGGAGACGAUUAAACGAGAAAACAGGAACCUGCAGGAGGAGAUUAUGGAUCUGACAGAUCAGAUCAGUCAGGAAGGGAAGACGAUCCAUGAGCUGGAGAGGAUGAAGAAGAUCCUCGAUGUGGAGAAGAGCGACAUUAAAGCUGCCCUGGAGGAAGCAGAGGGAACCUUGGAACAUGAGGAAAGCAAGAUCUUGAGAUAUCAGAUGGAGCUGGAGCAGAUAAGGGCAGAGAUGGACCGAAAGAUUUCAGAGAAAGAGGAGGAGAUCGACAGCCUCAGGGGGAGCCAGCAGCGUUCCCUGGAGACUAUGCAGGCCAAUUUGGAGGCAGAAAUUCGUCAUCGCAGCGAGGCGGUUCGUUUGAGGAAGAAGAUGGAGUCUGACCUGAACGAGAUGGAGGUUCAGCUGGGAAACGCCAACAGACAGCAAGCAGAGAGCCAGAGGAUCAUCAGACACCUGCAGACACAGGUUAAAGAGCAGCAGGUGGAGCUAGAAGACAAAGUCCAGCUGACCAAUCAGCUCAGAGAGCAAAUCGCCCUCCUGGAGCGGCGGUGUUCACUGAUGUCAGCGGAGGAGGAGGAGCUGCGGGGGGUCCUGGAACAGACUGACCGCGCCCGCAAGAUGGCCGAACAUGAGCUGGUGGAGGUGUCAGAGAGAGUUAACCUGCUCGCUACACAGAACGCGGGCCUCAUGAACCAGAAGAAGAAGCUGGAGGCCGAUCUGUCUGUGCUGACUGGAGAGGUGGACGAGGCGAUGCAGGAGAGCCGCAACGCUGAGGAGAAGGCCAAAAAGGCCAUCACUGAUGCGGCUAUGAUGGCGGAGGAGCUGAAGAAGGAGAUGGACAGCAGCACUAUGCUGGAGAGAAUGAAGAGGAAUAUGGAGUCUACUGUAAAAGAACUGCAGGUGAAACUGGAUGAAACGGAGCAGAUGGCGCUGAAGGGAGGAAAGAAACAACUCCACAAACUGGAGACAACAGUGAGGGCGCUGCAGACGGAGCUGACUUUGGAGCAGAAGAAGAGCGAGGAGUAUCAGAAGGGGGUCCGACGCUACGAGAGGAAAGUGAAGGAGCUGACGUACCAGUCAGAGGAGGACAAGAAGACUUUGCUCAGGAUGCAGGAGCUCAUUGAAAGGCUGCAGGCCAAAGUGAAGAGCUACAAGAGACAAGCUGAGAACGCUGAGGAGCAUGUGAGCUGCACUGCCAUACGUUUCCGCAAAGUCCAACACGAGCUGGACGAAGCCGAGGAGAGAGCAGACAUCGCCGAGACGACCGUCAACAAGCUGAGGAUUCGAACUCGUGAACAGACCAGCAAGGUCGCCAUGAUCACUGAAUGAAGCUCUGCAGCAUCUCCAUCACUGAUUAACUGACGUGUUGUUUGUUACCUGCUGUGUGUUUUUAUCCAGUGUGUUUGUACAUCUGCAUCUACUGUACGACAAUAAGUUUCUUCAAUGAAAAGUAAUAUAACCUGGUUUGAAGGGGAAGUGUUGAGGGCUGCGAGUACCCUCACCCCUGUGUAAAGCAUCAGUUCUCACCACCUUAAACUUUCUUUUAAACAGUUUUAUGCGUGUUUGUUCUCAGGGGGUUCAGCAUGCUUAACCAAAUUAAAGAGAAGACUAAAGAUCUUUUUAAAAUAGCAGUUUAAUCCCCCUUCCACAGUCAGCGAUACUGGAAAAAUAAUGUAAGACAAAAAAGAAAGAAAGAAAAAUUAUUUGUGUUUUACUUUGUCAGUGCUUCUUGUAUUUCUACAGGCAUGAGGCGAAUCCAGGAAACGACAACUGUACAGACCUACAAGGCUGUAUACAUACCACUGGGAUGGGAUCAGUUGAGCCAAUGGUUCAUGUAGACUGGCACUAUUGGUUUAAUAGUGAUAGAUUUAAGAGGAUUUCUCAGAGAUUUCUCCUCAUAGUUUCAGACAUUUCAUUGUAAAGAUUAAGGAUGCUGUACUUUUAUUCGGACUGUCAGACGUUUGUGUGGCAGUACAUAAGAUGCAAGAUGUUAGGGAAGGGGACCGGUUUUGUCAUAGUGGGUGACAGAGUGUGAGGCUGUGGCUAUUUCUGGAGACAUACUAAAUGUUGAUGAAAAUGCUGCUGGUAUUAAAAAAAAUCAUGAACCAGUCCAAUAAACAGCAGCAAGAGUCAGUAACAGAAUGAGCUGUUGGACAUUGGCAGAGAAGAUUUGGCAAGUUUUUCAUGGUUGCAACACACAUGGAACCAUUUAAUAAAUGGGAAAAUAAACCUGCUUUCCACUGGGACAGGAUUUAAUGCAAAGAAGCGUCGUUACAAUAAAGAAAUAGUAAAACUAUUAAUGAAUAAAAAAUGUUUUGUGCUAAAUCAAUUUAGCAGUGUUUUACGUCAGUACUGAAUCAGAUGAUUUUGUGCAUAAAAAGUUUGGUUUGUAACUGUUUUGUGGUGUCAGACUGUAACCACUGUGCAUAAAAGCUGUUUGCAGUCACUUCCCAAUUAAAGAAAGAAAAAACAGUGUUUAGAGACCAGCUGUUUAACCGAAGGGGGAAAAACAUACUCAAGAGGUGGUGGAGACCAAAAAUGGAGCUAAAAAGAGAGCUUUCUGAUUGCUGGAUGGAACAUCAGUGCUGGAUUCUUCUCUGCCCAGUGAUGGCCAAAAACAUGUUAAUGGGAAAGAAUGCAAACAAAAGAAGUGUGCCUGUAUUCAGACUGUAAUUAUGUUGAUGUGUGGUUUUAUAAUUAUUUUAACUGAGUUGUUCUUUGUAGUGACCAAUAAAAGCCCGAUGCUGUUGAUGCUG